GACUGGAGGGAGCUGUGGAUAGAAGAUGCGUUCUGGCCCUUCUUGUUCUCCAUCAUCCUAUUGGUCAUCAUGUUCCUAUGGCGACCAUCAGCCAAUAACCAGAGGUACGCCUAUAGUCCUCUGUUCGAUGAAGAGAGUGAGGAAGAGGAGCAGGAGCCCAUGGCGAACGAGGCUUUCGAAGGGAUGAAAUUGAGGGGCAUAAAAAACGAGACCAACGGAACACCCAAAGCCAACAAAGUGGAUGAGGAUCUGAAAUGGGUCGAAGAGAACAUCCCGACAUCUUUGGCAGAUGUUGCAUUACCCCCUCUGCUGGACUCUGAUGAGGUAGGGCUUUUACACGUCAUUACUAAACUAUGA
Messenger RNA from Notothenia coriiceps (black rockcod), 357 nucleotides. RefSeq names its product transmembrane protein 87A-like. The annotation marks the transcript as partial. Gene Ontology annotation, cellular component: membrane; Golgi apparatus. The record is from RefSeq and is a predicted model, not a curated record. NCBI's taxonomy places the organism in Eukaryota, Metazoa, Chordata, Actinopteri, Perciformes, Nototheniidae. The transcript has 5 exons. Gene Ontology annotation, biological process: retrograde transport, endosome to Golgi.